Symbiodinium sp. CCMP2456 is the source of this 3321-nucleotide messenger RNA. Lineage: Eukaryota; Dinophyceae; Suessiales; Symbiodiniaceae. The record is from the annotation of a GenBank genome assembly.
AUGGCUGAUCGUUUUUCAGUGGAGGGUCUGGCGAAGGAUUGGGAAGGAGUGGACAAUAUCCGGGCCAGAGUGCGUUCGGAACAGGGCAGGCUUGUGAUUCAGAAUGAGGAUCAGACCUAUGAUCCAAGCAAUCGUUUGGCAAUCUUGAACUUGGAUAUCCUCGCCCCCAUGUUGGUUCGAAUGACCUCCUGCAACCUUAAGAUCCCGGACAUCGAGCCGUUGCGAACAACAGUGCAAGAGGUUUAUCAACUCGUGGGCAGGGAGCCUGCGGAGUCCCAAGUCGACGAUGAGGCAUGGGCUCUCCGUCACCUCGUGGGUCAUGUGAAGCGCAAGACCCAGAAGCAUCUGGUUUCUUUGGAACCGGAUUUCCAAGACUUGUGCCUCAUUUUGAAUCCGGGCCUGGAGGACCUGGUGCAAGAUGUCCGGCGACGUGCAGAAUCCGUCCCCGAGGUGCUGCUUGGUGUAAGCCAGCCGGACUCCGGGGCUGGAGCUUUGGUGCCGGGAGAAAAUUUGGCUGGUGAGGCCAUCGAGACGCUCCGAAGCCCCCAGGCCCAGGCCCGAUUCAACCCAUACUCCCGAGCCAACACGUGGGCCGAUAGUGUUCCAGCGGAGCCAAGUUCUGGUGCGAUUGUCCCGAGUGCUCCCAGCACUCCCUCCCCUGUGUCUGAGCGACCCUCGCCAAGUCAAUCCGUGUCUUCUGCAGAGUCGAGCAAAGCGAAGAAGUUCCAGCUCCAGCUUUUGCAGGAUGAGCUCAGGAUUCGGGAGAAGCGGGCGAAGUUUGACCCGUCCAUGUGUGUGCAGCCAGAGGAACCCUCCCCAGGCCGUCCAGAGCCUGGCGCAGCCGCCGCAGCCGCGCUGGUGACCCCUCCUUCCAAGAACAACUUCAGUCUUGCGGGUACAGACAAUGCCGAGACCCAGCUCUUUGACAUCAUGGCAGUGGAUACAACUAAUGGUCCCUUGACCCCAGAGUACAACAAGCCGCAGAGAAUCCCGAGCUCAACAACCGUGGAAGCAAAGCGUUGGGCCUAUCAGCAUCCCAAUGAACCCAAGCAAGAUCAGAUGCCUCCCGCUGACCCCUCGACACUACCUGCUCGCGACGAGGAGCCGUGUGCUGUCGAGGCGCCGAUGCCUGAUGCUGAGGCUCCUGUGGAUGAUGAAGCAGCUCCAGAGCCUGAAGAGGCCGAAGCUGCAGAGGCCGACGAAGCUCCCGCGGAGGCUUUCGGGAGACGAGAGCAGCUUGGAUUGAGACAGAGGAUCAAAGCUGCCAACAAAGAGAAAAAAAAUCAGGGCGGCAAGAAGCUCAAGCGCAAGAAGAGCAAGAGCAAGCUUGCUCGCAUGAAGAAGAUGCGCAGUUCGCGCUCUUCGUUCGAGGACACGGAAGGACUUGAGCCACACGAGGACGAAGCGGAGCCCGUCCAGGAAGAGGAGUUUGAGCCUGAGGAUCCGUCAUCUACCAGCAAAGCAAAACCGAGAAGCAAAGCCACACCGAAAGCCGAAGCUGCAAAGCCGAAAAGCAAAGGGUCACCGAAAGCCAAAGCCGCAGAGCCGAAAAGCAAAGGGUCACCGAAAGCCAAAGCCACCGCGAAAGCCAAAGCCACGGCGAAAGCCAAAGCCUCGCCGAAAGCCACCGUUGCCAAAUCCAAGAAGGCUUCGUCUUCGAAAGCUCAGGAGGACGUUGGGGCGGAGCCCGCCGAGAGCGACGAGAAGCCCAAGUCCAAGGGGGGGCGACCCAAGGGAUCGAAGAACAAGCCCAAGCAGGCCGAGGCGGCUGAGGUCAUCGCGACUAAGCAGUCCCGUGCUGCCCGAGUGGCACCCAGCGUCCGCCUGAACCGCAAGUCCGCCGACGACACGCCCCACGACCCGGAGGAUUACAAGUACAUCCUUAGCUUCUGGGGGGACUUCGAGGAUCCCAAUGCCGAUCUUCCGGUGCUCAAGCGAGAGGUCAAAGCCUGGAGACCAGUGUGGACCUACUUGAACCCGGACAUAUAUUGGAGCCGGUGGGAGUGCGCUUUGACUUUCCACUACGAAGAUGACGAGGGCACGGCUUGCAAAGCCAAUGUGGGCCACUUCCAUUUCGCUAAGAACAAGCCCGGGCUUUUGGUGGCCAUUGCCUGUACCUACCUGCUGGCUUGGUUCAUCGAGCAGGAGAACAUCUUUGACCCGAGGCACGAGGACAUCGCACCCAAGGUGCUAUCCUUGAAGGCUGCCGGGUUCAAGGCGGUGAAGGAACUAGGUUGCUUCAUGCCGCGGCUGAAGUUCAAGGACUUCAUUGCCCUCGUGCUGCUGACGAUCUGGACCGAGGGCCUCUACGACCUCACGCAGGCUGGUGGGACAGAUGCAGUGCGCUUGAAAGGUUACACGGGUGCCCGUUUUGAUAAAGCCUAUCAUACGCCCUCGCCGGACCGUCCUCAUUCAUCCAAUUUUAUGGAUAUCAACAGUCGCGAGAGUCGGCUGGUGGAUGGGAAGACCCGAGCGGAUGGAACUGUUACCUUUACAGGAACAAAACAGCUGAAGUCCACAGAGAUCUACCCAAUGCCCUUUGCUGAUGCAGUGGCAAACAUCUUCGAGGAUUUGAGGUCGUCGGCUAAGGGUUGCCCCGCGGUUCCGGAUAUGUGUGAUGGUCUCGCUUCCUUUAAAGCAGCAAAGACACCGCCAGAUGUGCAGCGGCUCUUCCAGCAGGCGGACCUUAGGUCUGUCUACGACUAUUUGAGAGGAGGGACUCAUUUAGAGAUCCCUCCCGAGUGGAAGGUUAUGCGAGACGCGGCCGAGGAGCAGCUUCUUGCAGACGAGCAGGCUAUAUUGAACAAGAUCAAAGAAGCAGAGCUGGCCGAGAUGCAUGCUUGUGUGCCGGAAGAUGAAGAGGAGACCGGAAAGAGUGUGGAACCAAGCGAGACCGACGUGGCUGAGAAGCCGUGUGGUUCCCGCCGACCAUUGAAGCGCAAACGAGUGAAGACGAGACGUGAGCUGCUUCAGGAAGCGGCCAAAGCGAGAAUUGCUCGCAUGACCAAGCCGAAGCGCAAGCGUACAGAUCUGAAUGUGCCGCAAUUUGUCAUCGACAAAUGGAACUCCGGUACAAGUUCCAAAGACGAGAUGGCCGAGUUGUUGAUGCAAGUCAACAACGAUAAGGACAAGUUCGUAGAAGAACUCGAGCUUAUCAUCCGGAAAGUCAAGAAGUUCAUUCUUCAUGUAAAUGAAGGAUGGUACUCUGAAAGCGAGAUGAAAGCGGAGCUGAAGUGGUCGGCGCAAAGGAUAGCCGGUGCGAAGAAGCUUUGCGAAGCCAACCCUGACCUGACCAGGACUUCUUAUGCAGCAAUUAGUUAG